This is a messenger RNA of Knipowitschia caucasica, 1761 nucleotides long. The record is from the annotation of a GenBank genome assembly. NCBI's taxonomy places the organism in Eukaryota, Metazoa, Chordata, Actinopteri, Gobiiformes, Gobiidae.
AUGUCUGACCACGGAGCCAGCUCUCACGCAGGACGAGGCGAGAAAAGACCUAGAGCUCCCCCGCCUGUCCCCUGCCUGAGUCCCCCGCCUGAGUCCCCCGCCUGUCCCCCGCCUGUCCCCCGCCUGAGUCCCCCGCCUGUCCCCCGCCUGAGUCCCCCGCCUGUCCCCUGCCUGAGUCCCCCGCCUGUCCCCUGCCUGAGUCCCCCGCCUGUCCCCCGCCUGAGUCCCCCCGCCUGUCCCCCGCCUGAGUCCCCCGCCUGUCCCCCGCCUGAGUCCCCCGCCUGUCCCCUGCCUGAGUCCCCCGCCUGUCCCCCGCCUGAGUCCCCCGCCUGUCCCCCGCCUGAGUCCCCCGCCUGUCCCCUGCCUGAGUCCCCCGCCUGUCCCCCGCCUGAGUCCCCCGCCUGUCCCCCGCCUGAGUCCCCCGCCUGUCCCCUGCCUGAGUCCCCCGCUUCCCCCGCCUGUCCCUGCCUGAGUCCCCCGCCUGUCCCCCGCCUGAGUCCCCCGCCUGUCCCCUGCCUGAGUCCCCUGCCUGUCCCCCUGCCUGAGUCCCCCGCCUGUCCCCUGCCUGAGUCCCCCGCCUGUCCCCUGCCUGAGUCCCCCGCCUGUCCCCUGCCUGAGUCCCCCGCCUGUCCCCUGCCUGAGUCCCCCGCCUGUCCCCUGCCUGAGUCCCCCGCCUGUCCCCUGCCUGAGUCCCCCCGCCUCACGUAUGAGCAGAAGCAACCCGCAGCUAUGAAGCCGUCCAGUCCGGUCACUCCCCCCUGUAGCACCCCCGUGUCCCCAAUGCACCACGGCUCCCCUAUCUCAGAGAGGAGCUACGGCCUCAGCCACAUCCCAACCACUCAGCCCCUGUCUGACAGCGCAUAUGGCAUGGACCACCGGUUCCGCCGGCAGCUGUCUGAGCCGUGCCACUCGUUCCCUUCUCCCCCGGCUCUGUCCCGGGACAGCAGACCCAUGUACCAGCGACAGAUGUCCGAGCCCAACAUCCCCUUCCCCCCUCAGGGCUUCAAACAGGAGUACCAGGAUCCUCUGUUUGAGCACCCAGCCAUGAUGGGGGCUCCGCUGCCUCAUGCCUACGCCCCCAACAUGAUGAUCAAGCAGGAGCCCCGAGAUUUCACCUACGACUCAGCUGAAGUGCCCAGCUGCCACUCGGUCUACCUGCGGCAAGACGGAUACCUGGCCCACGCCACCAGGACGGACGGAUGCAUGUUCGACAAAGUGGCAAGACAUUUCUUUGACGACACGUGUGUGGUGCCAGAGAAGGGAGAAGAGGUGAAGCAGGAAUCAGGCCUUUAUCGUGAGGGCCCCUCAUACCAGCGGCGUGGGUCCCUGCAGCUUUGGCAGUUCCUGGUGGCUCUGCUCGACGACCCGGGGAAUGCCCACUUCAUCGCGUGGACCGGCCGGGGAAUGGAGUUCAAACUCAUCGAGCCUGAGGAGGUGGCGCGACGGUGGGGAAUCCAGAAGAACCGACCUGCCAUGAACUACGACAAACUGAGCCGCUCGCUGCGCUACUACUACGAGAAAGGCAUCAUGCAGAAGGUGGCUGGUGAAAGAUACGUGUACAAGUUUGUGUGUGACCCUGAGGCCUUGUUCUCCAUGGCAUUCCCCGAUAAUCAGCGCCCAGUGCUGAAGACGGACGCAGAGCGGCAGAUAAACGAGGAGGACACCGUUCCCCUGUCUCACUUCGAUGAGGGCCUGGCCUACGCUCAGGACGGCCCCUACUGCCCCCCCCACCACCCCUACAGCGAGGCCUACGUCUACUGA